AUACACACACAACAUGGGUAACGAGACAUCGCUGCCAAUGGACAUGUGCUCCAAUUUCGAUGCCGAUGAAAUUCGUCGUUUGGGAAAACGUUUUCGAAAACUCGAUCUCGAUAAUUCGGGUGCAUUGAGUAUCGAUGAAUUCAUGUCACUGCCGGAGCUACAGCAGAAUCCGCUUGUGCAGCGUGUUAUCGAUAUUUUCGAUGCCGACGGCAAUGGUGAGGUGGACUUCAAGGAGUUCAUCCAAGGCGUGUCACAGUUCAGUGUUCGCGGCGAUAAACUAUCGAAGUUGCGUUUCGCCUUUCGCAUCUACGAUAUGGACAACGAUGGCUACAUAUCGAACGGCGAGCUCUUCCAGGUGCUGAAAAUGAUGGUCGGCAACAAUUUGAAGGAUACGCAACUGCAACAGAUUGUCGACAAGACCAUUUGCUUUGCCGACAAGGAUGAGGAUGGCAAGAUCUCCUUCGAUGAGUUCUGCUCUGUGGUGGGCAAUACGGAUAUACAUAAGAAAAUGGUUGUUGAUGUUUAAGCUAAGCGGCCAAUAGAGACAACACACAUAGAAACACAGACACACACAUAGACAUAUAUAUC
This is a messenger RNA of Drosophila arizonae, 588 nucleotides long. It is a transcript of the gene CanB, whose product is annotated as Calcineurin B. Gene Ontology annotation, molecular function: calcium ion binding. NCBI's taxonomy places the organism in Eukaryota, Metazoa, Arthropoda, Insecta, Diptera, Drosophilidae. The record is from RefSeq and is a predicted model, not a curated record.